AUGGCAGCUGAAACUGAGGAUGAGGAGGCCUCAGCAUCGCGUUGGGUGGCACGAUCUAAACCAGCCAAGCUACAUGCUACAGCAGGGACCUGUGAGCAGUGCUACUCAGGUAUCCUGAUGACUUCAGCUUCUGAUAAAGCAAAAUGGUGUGAAGGUGAUCAGGCUCCAAAAUCCAGAGAUGGCAUCAUGGGAGAAGCCACUAUCCAAAGAAUGACCUCCACCACUCAUAAUAAAGAUCCAAUCCGUGUAAAUUUAGAGGAGGAACAAGAUGAGGAAGCCAUACCUGUUCAAAAACUUACGAGACCAGGAUUGAACCAAUAUACCCAGGAGAAACCUUUGUUUCCUGGCAUCACCACUGACCUCAGUCUCUGCAUCCCUUUAGAGCUGAGUGAUGAAGACGGAGUCCCUUAUACCAUCAACAGAUACUUAAGGGAUUACCAGAGGGAAGGUAUCAGGUUCAUUUACAAUAACUACAUCCACUCCACUGGUUGUAUUCUGGGAGAUGACAUGGGUCUUGGAAAAACUGUACAGAUCAUAGGUUUUCUUGCUGCUGUGCUGCACAAAACAGGCACAUGGGAGGACGUAGAGAACAACCGACCUCAGUUUCUGCAGUCUCAGAUAUCCUCCAAGCAAAGUAAUCCAAGCAAAGUGUUUCUUAUCGUGGCUCCACUGUCAGUGCUCUAUAACUGGAAAGAUGAACUGGACACAUGGGGUUACUUCCAGUGUGUGGUGGUCCACGGGCUGAGGAAAGAGGAGGAGCUGGCUCGUAUCAAGAAUGGUCGCACUGAGAUUGCUCUCACCACUUACGAGACUCUUCGGCUCUGUCUGGAUCAGUUUAACAAAUUAGACUGGUCAGCGAUCGUUGUUGAUGAGGCUCACAAGAUAAAAAAUCCAAACUCUCAGAUCACUCAGGCCAUGAAGGAGAUGAGAUGUAAGAUCCGAAUUGGUCUCACUGGUACCAUCUUGCAGAACAACCUUGAAGAGCUGUGGUGUGUCAUGGAUUGGGCCGUACCAGCUUGCCUUGGGAGCUUAGGACACUUUAAAAACAAGUUCUCAGACCCCAUCGAACAAGGGCAGAGACACAGUGCAACCAAACGUGCUCUGGCUACAGCAAGGAAGACCGUCCGAGAUGUGGUGAAGAAGAUUUCUCCUUUUUUCUUGAGGAGAACUAAAGCCCUCAUCAAAGACCAGCUGCCAAAAAAGAACGACAGGGUGGUGUUCUGUUCUCUGACGGACUUUCAGCAGUCUGUGUAUCAGGCGGUGCUGGACUCUGAUGAUGUGACGUUACUGCUGAGAUCUUCAGAGAAGUGUGACUGUCAAAGUGGGCGCACCCGCAGAAGCUGCUGCUACGAUAAAAACUCGGACGGUGUUCGAAUUAAGGAGCUCUUCUUUAGUUACCUGACAAUACUGAGGAAAGUUGCUAACCAUGCAGCUCUCCUUCAGUCCAGUCCAGGCACCAGUGAGAAACAGGAAAUGUAUGUGCGUGCCGUUUGUACAAAGGUUUUUCAGAAGUUUCCAGAAUUUGUGCAGAGGUGCAGAGACGAAGCAUUUGAAGCUCUGUCUGAUCCAAUGUACAGUGGGAAAAUGAAGGUGCUGCAGAAGCUGCUCAAAUACCAUCUACAAAAGAGAGAUAAAGUGCUUAUCUUUUCUUUUUCAACCAAGUUGUUGGAUAUUCUGGAGAGCUACUGCAUGGCAGAGGGACUGGAUUUUAGCCGGUUAGAUGGAUCCACCAAAUCCAAGGAAAGACUCCAGAUUGUUAAAGACUUCAACAGCUCUUCACACAUCAACCUCUGCCUUGUUUCCACCAUGGCAGGCGGUCUUGGUCUUAACUUUGUAGGUGCUAAUGUAGUGGUGCUGUUUGACCCCACCUGGAAUCCAGCCAGUGAUCUUCAGGCUAUUGACAGGGCGUAUCGUAUUGGCCAGUGCAGGGAUGUGACUGUCCUUCGUCUGAUCUCACUGGGAACUGUGGAGGAAGUCAUCUACCUCAGACAAGUUUACAAACAGCAACUGCAGUGUACGGUUGUUGGAAAGGAGAGUGCUCGGCGGUAUUUCGAGGCUGUACAGGGGAACGGUGUCUACAAAGGGGAACUGUUUGGUGUCAAAAACCUGUUCAGGCUGCAGACUGAUGGGACGUGUCUGACCCGCAGGAUUCUGGAGCGAGAAGGACAAGUAGAGGCUGGUGUGGUGACAAUGACAACACACAGAGGCAACAAGGAGGAGGAAGAGACGGAUGGAGCUGGCGAAUCUGGAGAUCCGCUUGCAGAUGAUAAUCUCUUAGACGAUGAAGCAGCCAAGAUGACUAGAGAAGAAUCAGGUGUUCUGGACUUCAGCAGUGGGAGUGAAACAAAUGAUGAGGAAGUGCAGGGGAUGAAGAGAAACCAGAAUGGAGAUGGUGAUAACAAGAGUGGAAAAACUCGCACUGGUUCCGGUCCAAUGAGUCUCCUGCAGCAUGGCUUUUCCAGACAUCUCGAAAAGGUCAAAGAAAAACAAGAGUUGGAUGAAGAGGACAGUAGCUCUUGUUCCAAAGAAAGCUCUUUUGAAGAAGAUGCUGAGGGCCAAAACAUAAAGGAUGCCUCUUCUACAAUUGGAAAGACGACCAGUGGAGGAACUGGAGUUGUCUGCCUUUCCAAAUCUGAAACAAAACCCCCGGACAAAUCCACUGGCUCAGACAGAAAGCAGGAAAAUAAUGCAAACAAGAUUUCAUCGUUAAAAGUGAAGGAUUACACUACAAGGCGGAGACAGUGCCAGAAACGAUGGAUGAGUAAACAAACCGCACUGGAUGAUGAUGAGAGCGAUGAAAAUUCCUCACCAGAAAACAAGACAGCUAAUAAGCACAAAUCUACUUUUCCCAAAGUACACCACUUUUACGCUUACUCAGACGAAUCUGAGGAUUUAGACGUAGAAGAAAAGACGUGCUCUAAAAAGGAUUUAAAUGUAUAUAAUGGAGGAGAUGAAGAAAGAAGGGGAAAGUUGUAUCACAACAAAAGAAGACACAGUGCCAGUGUAAGAGACAAGACAAGAUUCAGAUACACAGAAGACAUCGGAACAUUCACAUCUUCAGAGGAUGAACAUCUUAUGGGGAGACGAGCUAAAAUACCAAAAACUGUUUCAUUUACAAAUCUGAAAAGUCAGAACAUUCCAUCAUCUAAAGAAAAGAAGCAGAGCAUCGACAGCGUGCUAGGGGGUGUACAGGAGGUGGUGUAUACACACUCUAACCAGCAUGUGGUGGGUGGGAGCAAAGCCGAGGAGCUGAUCAGUAGAGCUGCUGUACGAGACGUGUUUGAACGUAAAAUGUACUCGCAACUUCCGGCCAAUAAUCUACUGGGUACCCAGGAGAGUCUGCCAGCAAGUCUUCUAGACAGCCAGCCCUGCACCCACUCAAGUCAACUGCAGAAGCUCAAAGUAGAUCAUCCGAUCAGCUUCACCAGCAGAAGUGUGCACCGGGCCGGCCAGACAACAGUCAUGAUUGGAGAGACUCCUAAAGCUAUACGCAGACAGCAGCUUGAGGUAAUGGCAGAACAAUUUAAAUUUCCCUCAGUCCAUGAGUUUGCCACUGAGAUCCUGAGAGGAAACUCGUCUCACAGGCUUUCCUGGCUGCGACAGUAUUACACUUCUCUGAAUCACACAGAUGUGGCUGAUAUAAUCACAGAAAACAUCCCAGAACCUGAUUCAGCUCAAGCAGCCUCCUCUGCCACUUCUACCUUAUCAUCAUCCACAAAAAGAGCUUCCAGAAAUCGGUAUACAGACACUAGAAAUCAACAAAAAGAAUCUUUAAGAACCCCAAAAUCUGCGAAGUUCUCUCAGAGGAAUCUGAAACCCAGAUCUAAGCCUGAACCUCCACAAAAUAAUGAUUCUUCGCCACAAAUCAGAUCAGGCAAUCUAGAAAAUGAUGAUCUUAAACCUCCCAAAAAGCCAAAGAUAAUACAAAAGAAUGUGCCAGUUCCAAACCCAGAGUCAGAGAAGCAGGAGGAGAUGGUCUGCGGUGCCAGGGGACACAAGAGGACAAAGAAGAGUAGUGUUUCUAGUUCUCGAGCGUGCAGAACUGACGGUGCUCUCAGCGUGGAUCAGGCCAGCAGCAGUGGUCUGGGGUCCAGGGAGGCUGCUGCUUUCCUGAACUGCACAGACAGAGAUACCCCUUCUUCUUCUGACCCCAGCCGUUGCAGCUCUGCCAUGUCAUCCAAACCCGCAGGACAAGAAACAGAGCAGGAGCAGAAAUCACCGCGGUGGACGAGUGAAAUACAGAGACAAAGAGAGAAUUCUCAGUCUUCUGUGACCUCCUGCAAUCAGUCCCUUCUAACAGACCUUAUAGGAGAUACAUCCAUUCUAGAUGACAUACUGAAACCAAAGGCUAAGAAUCCACAACACAAAAGCAACCCUGAGACACCCCGCACACCAUCAGCGUCACUAAGCACAGGUCUCAAGUCUCCACCGUCCAAUCUAACGUUAGAUGACGCAUGCUCGCACAUACAAACUGAACACCGGGUCAGUACACCAGUGCAGGUGACAAGGAGUCGUCGCAAAGACAUCUGGGACAUCCUCAGUGAGGGUAAUGAGGAGAGUAUCAACAGGCUAACAGAUCCGGAAGAACUGCAGAGAGUGUGCAUCGACACCAGCUUUGCAGAGCGAAGUUUGUCCAAAAAGAGGGAGAGCACGAGUCUGUGGAAAACGAAUGACAAGUUCCUGUGGAAGAAAUGA
Molecule: messenger RNA, 4695 nt
Organism: Nematolebias whitei (Rio pearlfish)
Lineage: Eukaryota; Metazoa; Chordata; Actinopteri; Cyprinodontiformes; Rivulidae
Gene: ercc6l2
Product: excision repair cross-complementation group 6-like 2
Exons: 21
Coding region: 1-4695 (1564 amino acids)
Molecular function (GO): ATP-dependent chromatin remodeler activity; ATP binding
Source: RefSeq, a predicted model, not a curated record